GUUUAGUCAGUUGGUUUUCAAAGGCUUCAAGGAAGAAGGCCUCCCGUUUGACCAAUCAGUGUUGUCCAGAGGCAGACCGAGCAUCCUCAUUGGCCGGCGGCCCUCUUGAAUGAAACUCCGCAUACACGAACCAGGCAGCAGAAGGAAAGGCUCGCCAAAGUGAGAAGCGAGCGACCCGCCGCCAAGACACCGCCAGCCGGAGGUGGUUAGGCAACCACCGGUUAUCCUUCUACCAGAGGCAGCUGGCUCUCUAGCGGAGAGUGAAUGCGGUUGAUGCUGCUCUGCUGCACCUGGAAGGACGAACGAAUGGGAGAGGAGGAAGCUGGAGGAAGUUUGCCCGUGUGUACAGCUUGCAAACAGAGGAUCUAUGAUGAGCAGUACCUUCAAGCUCUCAACACUGAUUGGCACACCUUCUGCUUCAGGUGCUGUGAGUGCAGCAGCUCGCUGGCCCACUGGUACUAUGAAAAAGACGGACAGCUCUUCUGCAAAAAGGACUACUGGGCCAAGUUUGGGGAGCUGUGCCACGGCUGCAACGACCUUAUCACCACUGGCCUCAUUAUGGUUGCAGGGGAACAAAAGUAUCAUCCAGAAUGCUUCACCUGUCUGAACUGCAGGACGUUCAUCGGUGAUGGAGACACAUACGCUCUGGUGGAGAGAUCCAAACUCUACUGUGGUCACUGUUACUACCAGACCGUGGUCACCCCCGUGUCAUUGCCUGACUCACCAUGCUCGCACAUCCCUCACACCGUCACGCUGGUGUCCAUCCCUGCCUCCGAAGAGGGUACCGGGCACCGGGGAAGGGGCUUCUCCGUGGCUAUCGAUCAGCCACUCAGCCCGACCGACAAGUGCAGUCCAGAACAUGGCCGCACGGUCCGGGUCUCUCAGGUGGAUGCGGACUGCAUCAGUCCAGAUGUGAAAAAUUCCAUCCAUGUCGGCGACAGGAUACUCGAAAUAAAUGGGACGCCAAUUCACAACGUUCCUCUGGAUGAGAUUGACCUGCUGAUCCAGGAGACGAGUCGCCGCCUCCAGCUCACCAUUGAACACGACCCUCACAGUCGGAGCCAGGAGGGAGGCUCCUCUUCCGAGACUGGGGAGCAAGUGGAUGGCUCCCUGUCCACUCCGCUAUCUGGGGUCUCCAGCCCCAACCUACCCAUCACCCAACCACCCCUCCCUGACAUCAGCAACCUGAAAUCCCGCAUAGUCACGCGGAGCUACAGCAUAGACAAGUCGCCAGGGUCCAGCAAAGCAGGGUCCCCAAUCUCACCGAGGAAGGACAUCAAUCGCUCCGAGUCUCUUCGAGUCGUCUCCAACCGGACGCACCGCAUCUUUCGCCCAUCUGACCUAAUCCACGGAGAAGUGCUCGGGAAGGGAUGCUUCGGACAGGCCAUCAAGGUGACCCACAGGGAGACGGGGGAGGUGAUGGUGAUGAAAGAGCUAAUCCGCUUUGAUGACGAGACACAAAGAACAUUCCUAAAAGAGGUGAAGGUCAUGCGAUGUUUGGAUCAUCCCAACGUGCUCAAGUUCAUCGGGGUGCUCUACAAAGACAAGCGCCUCAACUUCAUAGCAGAGUACAUAAAGGGAGGCACCUUGAGGGACAUCAUCAAAAAAAUGGAUAGCAGCUACCCUUGGAACCGGCGGGUCAGUUUCGCCAAGGACAUAGCUGCUGGGAUGUCAUAUCUUCAUUCCAUGAACAUCAUCCACCGGGAUCUCAACUCUCACAACUGUCUUGUCCGGGAGAACAACACAGUGGUGGUGGCAGAUUUUGGCCUGGCUCGCCUCAUGGUGGACGACAAACACGAGGAGAAGUUUUCACAGGGUAAACUGUCAGGUUUGAAGAGGCCCGAUCGCAGGAAGAGGUACACCGUGGUGGGGAACCCCUACUGGAUGGCUCCUGAAAUGAUCCAUGGAAAGAGUUAUGAUGAGAGAGUGGACAUCUUCUCAUUCGGCAUAAUGCUGUGUGAGAUCAUUGGCAGGGUCAACGCUGAUCCAGACUACCUCCCCAGGGCGGUGGACUUCGGGCUGAACGUGUCGGGCUUCCUGGAGCAUUAUUGUCCCCCAGAUUGUCCUCGCGCUUUCUUCCCCAUCGCUGCUGUGUGCUGCGACCUUGACGCUGACAAACGCCCUCCAUUCUCCAAACUGGAGGAGUGGUUGGAGAACCUGAAGAUGCACUUGGACAUCGGCCUGCCACUUGUGUCUGAAGUGGAUCAGCUCCACAAGACCUUCUGGGAGAACAACAGCGUCACACGGUCUGAGAACGGCCUGCAUGCCCACCCCGAGCAACCGGAAUAAGACCGGAUUACAGAGGAAGGAAUUCUGAAGGAAUCCUUGUGUGGUGUUAUUAUUGGUAACGCACCUCCAUGCCCCAAGCUGAUGCGGUGGAUGCGGCUUGGCUUAGUCCAGGUCUAGUAGACUCUAGUUUGACUCUGCUGUACCUGAUGCUUAAACUAGAGCAUGGCGUAUGCAAUCAGAUCCAUCUUUCAAAAUAAUGUAGAUUUACAUUAGCAGUUGUCUAGCAUAAAUUCAGUUUUCAAGCUCGGGCUGAAACAAAUGUCACAUAAUGCAAAUAGAAAUAGCCAUCUAUACAGCUUACUAGAGAGUGCAUGCUUUGUACAGUACUAUACUUCAGGUCCAAAUCCUGCUUUGUGACGUUUCAGAAUCGAUCCGACUGGAGUGCCUCCUUUGUGAUUGUGUAGCAAGUGAGUCCAUCAUGACACAACUUUUGGCUGAAAUUUCCUGCUUCAUCGUGAUGUGCAAUGUGCACUAAAUUUGUACAAAGCUGGGCAACAUUGUAAAUGUGUGAAAUAUUGUAAAAUGUAAAGACAUAUUUUCUAUACAUAUUGCAGCAUUGCCAUAUUUUUCUAUGGCUGACCUAUUGAGAAUAACGGAGAUUGAAAAGUUUUGACUGCAGUUUGUGAAGGGGUCAGCAUUUGAUAGACAAAUCUUAACAUCUGCAUUUUAUCUCAUUCUGUCGUCUGAUUGGUGGUCCUUUUACAGUUUUCAUAAUUGUAGCGUUUGGAAUAAGAUAGACAUCUCCUUCAAAUUCUAAUAUAAGCGAUAUAUAUAUAUAUAUAUAUAUAUAUAUAUACAGUAUACAUACACACGGUGUAUCUUUUUAUCGUUCUCCUUAAUGGUACCAAAUAUAGUGACUGCCCACCUACUGUAAUGUCACUUUUUGUUUGUUUACAUGUAUACAUUCUAUCUGUAAAUACCACUUUCUUAUGUGCAGUGCGAUAAUAUGUGCAAUGACACGGACGGCUUUGCAAAAUAAUUGCUUCCAUUUUCCACAAAUGUCUCUCCAGUAUAUAUUGCACCUUUCAAAAUCAGUUGGCUGUAUAGAAAACAUAUUUUAUUUUUGGCUUACGUUCUCACAAGUUGCAUGGUACAAUAGCUACAGUACGGUAUGUUUGCCUUCUAAAAAGCCUGAGUAUUGUGAUGUUGUUAAAUAAGACCUUUUUUUAACAAGACAAGGGAAAUGUUGUGAAGAUUUCAAAAGAAAAAGACUGCAUCUGUUUUAUAUAUAUAUAUAUAUGGCAUAUAGAACCACUGAACUCUUUUGUAUAGAUUUUCGUUUGCACUAUUAUUAACCAAAUGGCUGGUUGAAGCCAUAAUUUUAUUUCCUCUCUUGGGCUACUUGUGAUUAAGGAAAUAAUGUGGGUUCAGGUUGAUAUAAUGAUGCAAGACACUGGUCAAGCCUGUUCUGGAAAAUGUCUCCUCUUUUGCAUCAAACUGGACUUAAUUGGUGACAAUUUCUGUUUCUCAGCAACAUCAUACAACUGUGAUGACAAUUACUGUAUUUUAUGCAAGCACGUCCAGUUUCAAUGCUCCCGAGGAUCAACUUUUUCUGGUCUUUGCUUCUCUUGAAGAUGUGAUGUCCUAGCUCUGCUUGCUGCCUUGCUCAAUGGUCCUUUGUCAACCAUGUAGUGUGUAGGUGUCUGGUGGCUUGGCUGCAACCAUCAACCUGGACUAUCUUCGCCUCUUUAUCACUCUUUUGGCUCAGGGCCAUCAUUUCUUGGUGUUCCUUCACCCCCCCACACCCCCAGUUCAGAAUCCACUAGUAACAGUAAUAUGUACAACGCAUGUGAUCACUAUUAUUGCUUGAUAUACAAAAGUAGGCUUCUGUAAAGACAACCACUCCUGGGUGAGGUGUUCUUUGUGUUCUCUUAAUUCCUCUUCGAGCCAUGUGAGCAUGUUGGAUGUCUCCGUGAGGACGUUGUGAUGAUCAAUUAGAAUGUUGCCGCAGCACUUCUUUGCAAAGGAUCAAUACCUCUGAUCAAUGCUGUGCCUUUGUUGUAAGCUAGCCUUGCCAACGACUUGAAUCGUGACCUGAUUUCCUGAUGUUUUGUUUUUAUUUUUAUGUAUCAUAAGUGGAUUUCAGUGGACUGAAUAUCAUCGCUGAUACUGUUUAUGAGUUUUUUCUUCUAUUCCUGUAUCAUAUUUAUAUUUUCCUGAGCUUCACUGUUUUGAUAUUUUAUUAAUAUUAUAGUUUUUCUUUUGUUCUCUUUAUUUAAUUUGUACACAAGCUGUGAAAGCAAUUCUGCACUUUAAUCCUGAACGUGAACAUUCUGACUCUUGAGGAGAUGUUUUAUUUUGUUUUUACUUUUUUGUCACGGCUAAAAAUAAAAUUGUUGCUCCUGAAAGAAACCAGUGUUCAUGUUU
Molecule: messenger RNA, 4656 nt
Organism: Doryrhamphus excisus (bluestripe pipefish)
Lineage: Eukaryota; Metazoa; Chordata; Actinopteri; Syngnathiformes; Syngnathidae
Gene: limk1a
Product: LIM domain kinase 1a
Biological process (GO): protein phosphorylation; positive regulation of stress fiber assembly; actin cytoskeleton organization
Cellular component (GO): nucleus; cytoplasm; neuron projection
Molecular function (GO): ATP binding; protein serine/threonine kinase activity; protein binding
Source: RefSeq, a predicted model, not a curated record